ACGCUUGCACUUCUUGCAGAAAUCGAAUAAGAGCAGAGCUCCCUGGAAAAAGUUCCUUAAGAAAACUGCAGAUAAAUUAAAACAAAUUUUUGCCUCAUUUUCAUCUUUCGACACCACGAACUAUAACAAAGAUGACAAAUUUUAGUUUUGGAUUUUCGCUCCUACUUGUAGUUAUCUAUGGAUCUAUACAAAUGAGUCAUUCUUUGUGCUGUGAUAAAAUCAAAAAAUUGGUUGAUUCAAAAAUGGAUGCAUAUCAAGUACUGUGUAAGAAAAAUACGUCACUUAAUCCUAAUUGCUGUGAUGACAUCAAAACAAAAGUUGAAUUAUAUGAAAGGGCGUAUGCAUCAUUAUGCUUAAACAGAACUGACGUCUGCAAGAAUCCAAAGCCACUAGGAAUGGAAAAUGGUAACAUACCAGAUAGGGCCAUAACUGCGUCAUCAGUGUACAGUGAUAAGUAUCUAGCGCCAUUUGCUCGAUUGAGAAGAAGCUCAUCAAAGUGUUCUUGGGCUCCAGCUGCAAGAAACAGAAUGAACUCUUGGCAUCAAGUUGAUUUUGGUAAAGUUAAAAUAAUAACUGGGGUAGCUACUCAAGGAUCUUGCAUUGGGAUCGGAUUUCAGAAGACCUAUACUUUUUCAUACAGUAAUGAUGGAAAAAAUUGGUCACCUUACAAAGAAAAUGGAUCAAUAAAGAUCUUUCAGGCUAACAGCAAUACAACAGGCAUUGUCAAGAAUUACCUUUCAACUCCAAUAAAGAGUCGCUUCAUCCGUCUUCAUAGUAAUACUUAUUAUUCUUAUCCAACCCUCAGAGUUGAGUACUAUGGCUGCUAGUAAUUCUAAAAAUGAUAAUUGUGUACUUUAACGACAUUUUCUUUUCUUGUUUUUUCAAUUGUAAAAACAUGCUGGGCAUAUUUUUGUAAUAAAUGGUGGUUGUGAAAACAUCUUAUUGCGGUUUUUAAUUACCAUUUCAGCAAAAUUACUUUAUAGGAUAUGCUAUAAGCUCUGUUAAUAUGACACCGCCAUAGGAAGAAAUUAUUCUGGAGUUGUCACUUUCAAGUGAUUUCGAUGGAUAACGCUCAUCAAUAACGUUUUUUAACAUUUUCAUCCCAUCUUUCAUAAAAUUGAUAAAACUAAUAAUUUUCUUCGUGCAUGAGAAUCUAGUUUUUCAUUAAUAUUUUGCAACUUAAUAACUAUCAUAUUAAAAGUUUUUGAGAGUUUA
Messenger RNA from Xenia sp. Carnegie-2017, 1215 nucleotides. RefSeq names its product lactadherin-like. Lineage: Eukaryota; Metazoa; Cnidaria; Anthozoa; Malacalcyonacea; Xeniidae. The coding region runs from base 132 to 827 and encodes 231 amino acids. The record is from RefSeq and is a predicted model, not a curated record. The transcript is spliced from 5 exons.